UAGCACAGCAAGCAGCCAUCCACGAAGCACCACGUAAAAUUCUGAGCACAUUCGCUUAAUAAGAAGAGGCUUCCUCACGUUGCUUCGCACCAACAGGUGGGGAAAGUCAGUAUGAAAACAAGUCAGGUUUGAGUUGGAUCGUCAAAGCUUUGGUAGGAGUUUUCCUACUUGUAAUUACCUCGGAUGGCUGAAAAGAGUGUAUGUGUCACCUACUUGUUGUGGUUGAUUGGAGGCUGGUUUGGGCUCCACCAGAUCUAUUUACGCCGAGAUAGGCAUGCGUUUUUAAUUUGGUCUUCGGCAGCAGGCUAUUUAGGGUUUGGUUUGCUCAGAGAUUUAUGGAGGAUUCCUGAAUACGUCAAAGAUGCCAAUGAAGAUCCCGGAUACAUUGAAGAAUUGAUCAAAAACAUGAAGAAGAAAAAGAAGCCUCCGUACAAUAUUUUCAGGCAAUUUGGAGGAGUUGUUGUUGGAAAUCUUUGGGGAUGGAUUUUCCAGUUAGCUAUUCCAGAAGAAAAGGUGUUUGGCAUUGAUUUCAGCUUUCUUGAAUUCUUCAUACCAGUUGCUAUUGCUUUAGGGGUGCAUGCUGUUGGAAAUGUUGGGAGAAUUCAUGGAUCUUUUCUUUAUCCAUUAAUAGGAGCUUCAUCCCUAUUAAUCCUUAAAUUUUUUGAUGUUGAAGGGAUCUCAAUUGCAGCAUUUCUUUCUUCUGCAUUGUUUGAAGCCAAAGCUGCUCAAUGGAGAAGGAAACCAAAGCCUAAACAUAAUUUAUGCAGGAGGAUGUGUAUGCUGGGCGUAUGUGUACUUCUGUACUCUUGUCUUUGGUUAUCGUAUCUGUAUUUCAAUGCCGAGAUGACAGACUCAUCUGGUGAAUCCAUAAAAUUCCGCGAUGGAGUGGCAAAUUUCCUGACCUCGCCGCUAUGGACGGAUUUCAAACGUACUUUCCACACGUUAAUUAACUCGCUGUGGCAUCGAGGAUGGCAGGAAACGUGGAAACAGUUUAUGGAUGAUUUGGACCCAUUUGGUGAACACCAAGCAUUAAAGGUCUUGGGGCUUGAAAAUAAUGCAACACAAGUAGAAAUCACUGCUAAGUGGCGGAAGCUAUCCAAGGAAUGGCACCCUGAUCGUUACGUAGAUGCCGAUAAGAAACUAGAAGCUCAAGAAAAAUUUAUGGAGUUUAGCGCUGCGUAUGAAACACUAUCGAAAAUUAAAACUCGGCGCGCUAGAAAGAACAACGCUUUUCAAGACUACUAAUAAGCCAAUUCAAACAAUAAAUAAUCAAAUUCUUUUUGUUUUUCGGCAUCUAGCACUAUGUGAAUUCUCAGUCACGUCAGGUCUGAUAACAUUUAAUUUAUGUCUCAUAUUUUAGCAUUAUUCUUUGUUGCUUUGGAACCCGUCUAAGACCAGAGUAAAGUCUAUCUAUCCGUCCGCAUUGAAUAAAUUGUAACAUUUUUUUUAAAUUUUUCUUAUACACAA
Molecule: messenger RNA, 1467 nt
Organism: Daphnia carinata
Lineage: Eukaryota; Metazoa; Arthropoda; Branchiopoda; Diplostraca; Daphniidae
Gene: wus
Product: dnaJ homolog subfamily C member 22-like
Exons: 7
Coding region: 184-1245 (353 amino acids)
Biological process (GO): endocytosis
Cellular component (GO): plasma membrane; early endosome
Source: RefSeq, a predicted model, not a curated record